CAAGCGUGAGCUGCUCCGAGAAAUGUAAAGUCAGUCAGUCGACCGGCGCAUUCAGAUGGGCAACAGUCAUUAUUCUGAUUGUUUCUGGUGGAGAAGCACAUCAGUCGGCCUGCAUCAUGGAGGAUGCCUUGGGCGCAGCAGCAAGGCAUGCUGGAAGCGGUCUGAAGGACCUUCUCACCGAGCUCGUUGCUGGCAAGCUGACCCACCUGGUUGCUUUGGAUGUUGGAACUGGUGUGGUCUGUCUGCCCCAAGCAGAGGUCCCGGAAGGCACGAUGCUCUUGCCAGGCUCUUUUAACCCAGUGCACGAAGGGCAUGAGGAAAUGGCGCGCCGUGCAGCGGAAAUGCUUGGCAGGUCCAGAAGCAACGUUCUGUUGGAACUCUGCGUUGUGAAUGCGGACAAGGGCGCCAUUGAUGUCGAGACUCUGUGCAGCCGCCUGGAGAAGGCGGUGGCCAGAGGCAACCGCAUCCUGGCCAGUAGGGCAACGCUCUUCCAGCACAAGGCGGAUGUGUUCCCCGGCUGCGUUUUCGUUGUUGGCUACGACUCGUACAGGCGCAUUCUAGAUGCGAAGUACUACGCCCCAGCCGGUGCCUUUGAAGGCAGCUCCGAUGAGGAGAGGCAAGCUUGGGUGAUUACCGCUUUGCAGAAGCUGCACAGCAAGCGGGUCUCCUUUGUGGUGGCUGGACGUGUGGAUGGUGACGGCUUCAAGUCCAUCGAAACUCACUCCAUCCUGAAGUUGCCCGAGGAGUUGUCAGGUUUGUUCCUUGCCCUUCCCGACUUUCGCAAUGAUAUUUCCUCAACGGCCCUCCGUGCCAAAGCGGCCCACGAGAGCACGGCGUGAUU
Effrenium voratum is the source of this 841-nucleotide messenger RNA. The record is from the annotation of a GenBank genome assembly. Lineage: Eukaryota; Dinophyceae; Suessiales; Symbiodiniaceae.